UACCAAUUUAGAGGUGAAGACGCUUGUGUGUUGGAAGUUUUUGCCAGCAACAGUGAAACGGGAUCAAUUUCUCUUGUCUGUUGGUUUGCUGAAUAUAUUUUUUGGUUGAACGGAAGAAACAGGCGAGCAGAUAAUUGGUCAGGUCUGCCAACUCAUCCUCUUUAAUAAAACACCAUCUUUCAGCACCGCUGGUCUGGUCUGUAGGGAGGGGUGAAGGGUUCUGUGCUGCUCAGCCGUCAGGUUUUGACUGUAUAAAGUGUUAAAUAUUUAUGGCGAAGAAAUACCCUCAUGCUGUGUAAACAGACAAUUUGCUUACAGACUUACCAUCAUCUAACUUUCCAUAGGAACGUUCAUUGUAUAUUCGGUGCUUUGGGGCAUUUAUACUUUUGACAUCAAUAAAAAGUUUCCCUCUACGGUCGGUUCCCACAAACGUGCCUCGAAUAGCAAUUUUCCGGGUAGUCCCUGAAGGCAUCCGAAGAGGAAGAAGGAACCCUGGCAACGCUGUCACAAAGCUAGCGUUAUCCAUGUACUGCUAAGCCCUCUGAAUGCAUCAGCUUUGUCAACAUGCACUUAAGUGUUUGCACAGGCUGUCUACCAUUUGAUCGUUCCUUUGUAGCUUCAUCGAGAGCGUGUUAACUAAUUCACAAUGGAAAUCUUUAACGAGCCAAGCUAGCAAGCUUUUUUCUUCGUCGUAGCUACAAUCAUUUGACCAGCUAACCAGAACGAGUUGUUAGCUUAAGCUUGUGAAUAUGGCGAUUGUGUCUGGCUCCUGUGCUAGGGUAAACGGGUCUAGAAAUGGACCGUCGGUGUCAGCUACACCUUCUGGAUCCGUUGGACAAUCUCAGCCCAUGAUCGCGGUAUGGGAAUGGCAGGAUGACCUGGGGUACUGGCGGCCUUACAGCGGCCAAGUGAGCGCUUACAUCGAGCGAUGUCUGGCUCCGCGGGGCCAGAGAGGAGGAGGACCCGGCUCGACAAGCAUCUGCCUCGGACAAUCAGACCCCAGCCUCUCGCCUUAUCUCAUUGACAUACCAAGCUUGAAACAGUUUCGGCAGGACACAGGGAAGACACGGUCGGUGCGUCGGUCCUUGUUUGCCCAGUCCUCAGGCCUCGGCAGUGGUGUUUUCUGGGAAUGGGCCAACGAUGAAGGAGGAUGGACUCCAUAUGAGACUCGAACCUCCAUCCUUUUGGAGCACAGCUACCAGGCCCGACAAGGCACGGCAGACUUGGGCCCGCAUGGAUACAAUUACAUAGUGGAUCUCACGUCUUUGGCCCAAGUUAACAAAUCCACGGGCUUCAGACGGCAGGUGCGACGACAGUGUAACCUCCCCUACCCCCUGGCCUCCUCUGGCCCCCCAGCCAUCCCCUCGGGCCCCGCCUGCUCCUGCCAGCAAUGCUUGAGUCACAGCAGCACAGGACCCAUGCCCAGCCGGUCACGACAUUCCUUUUCAUCAGGCAGUCUGAACCGGCCCAGCCUCCAAGGGCCUGGAAGGGCUGUAGCAGCUCACCCCACCUCUGUCUACUCGCCAUACCCUAGGAGACCCCUGUCUGUGGGGGGAAUGUCCUGGGGCAGCCCAUGGCCUCCACCACCUUCUGGUAGUCAGCUGUCUGCACCGCUUCUGACCAGUUCUACCAGUGCCAAUGGGUUAAGUGUUCCUUCCAUCUCUGUGCAGCUGAAUGGAUCCACCAGUGUCAGCUCUGCCCUGGCAGGCAUGGCCUCCAUUUUGAUGUCAGCAGUGGGACUCGGCGUGCACUUCACCACUGCCCCCCUCCCUCAGCAGCAGCAGCAGCAGCAGCAGCAGCACCAACAGCAGCAGCAGCUACAGCUACAGCAACAACAACCUGCUCCUUUCUCUCUUCCUCCUCCUCUCCUCCCCCCAGCCAGCAGGCCCAGCAAGCCCAGCAGCAGCAGCAGUUCAGUUAGGAGAGCAAAGAGACAGCACAGGAGAGCCUCCGCUCAGAGACCUGAGGAGGUGAUUCAGCGCUACAUGGAGGUUGUGGCCAGCGUACCAGAUGAGGACUGCAUUAUCUGCAUGGAUCAACUGUCCAAUCCAUCCGGCUACGAGACUCCAUCCACAGAGGAGGGAGGCCAGAGCAUCCUGCCAGACAUGGUGGGGAAAUUCAUCAAGUGUGGACACACCCUGCAUAUGCUCUGCAUGCUGGCCAUGUACAACAAUGGAACAAAGGACGGCAGUCUGCAGUGCCCCUCGUGUAAGACAAUCUAUGGAGAGAAGACCGGCACUCAGCCCAAAGGCAAGAUGGAAAUUUACAGCGUCGCCCAGUCGCUGCCGGGCCACCCGGACUGUGGCACUAUUCAGAUCAUCUACAGUAUAUCACCUGGCAUACAGGGCCCCGAACAUCCCAACCCAGGACAGCCAUACACCUGCAGAGGCUUCCCUCGCUUCUGCUUUCUACCAGACAACGACAAGGGCAGGAAGGUGCUGGAGCUGCUCAAGGUGGCGUGGAUGCGACGUCUCAUCUUCACCGUGGGAACUUCCAGCACCACCGGCGAGCCCGACACGGUCGUGUGGAACGGCAUCCACCACAAAACAGAAAUGAUGUCCAACUUGUCAGGCCAUGGCUACCCCGACCCCAACUAUUUGGACAAUGUUCUGUCUGAGCUGGCCUCUCAGGGCGUGACAGAGGACUGCCUCAAACCUCCAGGGGCCGGCGGCAGCAGCAGCAGCAGCUAAGCCACAGCGCCAAGCCUCACGCACACACUUCCUGUUACUGCUGACCACUGAGUUAACCCAUUAAAAUCCACCUCUGUGACCAGGUGGACCCUCCUGCAACCUCUGUUUGUUAUUUGAUUAAUGUCAGUAUCUGUCUGAAUCUCAUGGAGUGAGCAAAGGGGGUAGGAGAAAGCUGAAUAGAGGUCUUGAAGCUUCUCUGGAAGAAUGCAGAAAGCGGAGUGCUUGCCGAGAAGCUCCAUUAGGCUACAUUCCCACGUUUUUCCAGGAGACAGAACUCGGAGAGAAAAAUGUGGCUCCUCUUACUCUGAGCCUCUUUUAUCAAACCUCCACAAGAUGGAGAUUGUGCUCUUGUUUUUUGUUUUGUUUUGGGUUUUUUUGUUUAUUUUCCAUCAAGAGCCUCAUCAGUAUCCCCGUGUCCAGCUACCGUGAGAAAGGCAGCUUAUGUUGGGGAUAAAAAUCUCAUUAAGCACUUUAGUUCUCACAGUGCAUUUAGCUGGCAACAUGUGUGAUUUCCUAAUGGCAGUUAACUUCAAAUUUGGAGGUUAUGCAAUUAAAGUGUUUCUGCUGAAAACCUUUGUGUUUAGCACAAAGACACACUGAAACUUCUCGUAGCAAAGUGAGUGUAUUAGCCUAUCUGAUGAGAACAGGCAAUAUUUACAUGGUGCAGUUUGUAAGAUAUGGCCAGAAUUUUAGUUUAAAACAUCACUAAAUGAACUAACAUCAACAGGAUGUGAAAAGACAACAGUGUUAUGUCAAAGACGUCUAUGUGUUGUGUUGCAGAGACAUUACUGUAAUUAGCAUGCUAACCAGCUAGCGCCUUCCCGCCAUGUCUUAUAAUACCACUUUAUCUCUAUGGCCUCUAGCGGUACGAAGCAGAGAGAGAAACAGACAAUUACGAGCAGAAAGUUUCACAAACUCUUUUAGCGUUUGUAAAAAAGUAAACAAGACAAACUGACCAAAUGUCAAGAAUGAGAAUAUUCUGAGAAACUUUCUUUAAUGAGCUGAAAGUACAACUAUACACCUUCUGAAUUCAUUUUUCUCUCUGUUGCCGAACUAAAAUUAGCUUAAUUGCCUCGUUAACUCAUCGUAAAACGCGCUUCAUUCGAAGGAGACAAAUGAAAUAAAACUCACCGACUUGGUUUGGUCCAAUUAUAUCUUCAGUUCACAGAGCAAGUUAAAAUAUUCUGGCUUUAAACGCCGUUUCCACCCGCAGCUGAUGUAGUCCUCUCCUGUUUCCACCUGUCAGGUGUUCUCGUCUUAGUCCUCGUCACCUCCGCACUGUAUCCCCUGUCGUCGGACUGGCCUCUCAGGCUGGCAGCUGAACUUAAGCUUGUCCAGGUACAGUUGAGCCACAGCUCCACAGCUAGCUAAGCUAAUGGUAGCUAUAGCUACGGCCAGGUGAGCAGCAGUUGACAUUUACCCUGGUGAUGUGCUGCCCCCUAUGUGUUUGGAGCCACCUUUGAAUUCUGGCUAUAUUUUACAAGUUGCCACCUAAGCUGAUGUAAAUAAAUAAUAAAAAAAAAAAGAAGAAAAGAAAAGAAAAAAAAAAGUAUUGUAAUGAAAAAAAAUCGAUUGUGUCCACAAAUGUCAGGAGAAUAAAGUUGUGUAUUUUUUAACAUUUAGCACUAAUUCUAAUUUGAUCACCUAUUCAAUAAAACAGGCGUCUAAUGCACUCACCUUUAUUUUCUUUUCAGUGUUUUGACUUUGCAGUAACAAGCCCACGGGUUUUCUGCCGUUUUUGUCACUUAAUGUGUUUGUGUUGCCAUGUGUGUUAGAAGGGACGAGAUCACAUCAUAUAUAGCUUGACGACCUCAAUCCUCUUGUCCAAACAGAUGGGAAAGCUCGCUGGGAUUUAAAAAGAAACCCCUCUGGUUAAGAACAUUUUACAGUGUGACAAUCAAGGUCAUCGAACUCGUCUUGAUUAAACAAGACACGUUGAAGCUGCUGCGAGCAUGUAAAUGUUCCUGUUGGCUGCGAACUCACCUCCUGUAUUCACAUGCAUUAUUAUGCUCACAGUACUGCAGUACAGUUGCUGAACUGAGUCUUGACAUGUAUACAAGCAAAACUGACAAAAAAAAGCCUGCAAUAAAGAAAUAAGGCAAAGUAAA
Molecule: messenger RNA, 4798 nt
Organism: Scatophagus argus
Lineage: Eukaryota; Metazoa; Chordata; Actinopteri; Scatophagidae
Gene: dtx2
Product: deltex 2, E3 ubiquitin ligase
Exons: 9
Coding region: 750-2690 (646 amino acids)
Biological process (GO): protein ubiquitination; Notch signaling pathway
Cellular component (GO): nucleoplasm
Molecular function (GO): zinc ion binding; ubiquitin protein ligase activity
Source: RefSeq, a predicted model, not a curated record